Postia placenta MAD-698-R-SB12 is the source of this 2693-nucleotide messenger RNA. RefSeq lists its product as hypothetical. Gene Ontology annotation, molecular function: protein serine/threonine kinase activity; ATP binding. The coding region runs from base 1 to 2412 and encodes 803 amino acids. Gene Ontology annotation, cellular component: cytoplasm. The transcript has 8 exons. NCBI's taxonomy places the organism in Eukaryota, Fungi, Basidiomycota, Agaricomycetes, Polyporales, Adustoporiaceae. Gene Ontology annotation, biological process: regulation of MAPK cascade; intracellular signal transduction; protein phosphorylation. The record is from RefSeq and is a predicted model, not a curated record.
AUGGCUUUCAACCAAGUUACAGCAACGUCUUUGACGCCUUCACGUCCUGCUCCUGCUGCCCCUGUGCGACGAGCAAAUGAUAUUGGAAAUGCUCUCUCAUCGUCUGGCUAUGCGUCGUCUUUCUCAGUCGGCACCUCCUCUCCGUCCAGCUCCUCUUACUCUGGCAUCGGCGGUUCCCCCAUCCGCUCCCAAGACAUGUACUCAAGCUCGGACGUCGUGAGGAGCGGCAUGGUGGGCGUGAAGGAGGACGGCAUCGUCAGCUGGCUCUGGAGACCAAAGUGGUUGGUUCUGAAGGAGCAGACGCUAUCGAUUCACAAGAGCGAAUCGUCAGCACAAUCACAAAGCGUCGUUCACUUAUCAGAUAUUGCGAACAUUGAGCGGACAGACCUUAAGCCAUAUUGCCUCCUGCUCGAAACGAAGGACAAGCGGAUGUUCUUUUCGCUGAAGAAUGACGAAGAGCUGUACGGAUGGCAAGACGACAUAUACUCGCGCAGUCCGCUCAUGGGCGUCAGCAAUCCAACGAAUUUCGUGCACAAGGUGCACGUCGGAUUCGACCCCGUCUCUGGCGCCUUCACGGGUCUUCCGGACGCGUGGAGUAAAUUGCUCACAAAGUCGGCCAUUACACGAGAAGACUACGCAAAGGAUCCCCAGGCGGUCCUGGAUGUUUUGGAAUUCUACACGGAUCACCAAAAGCGAGAGAUGGAGGAACUGGCUUCUUAUGGGACCGGUCUUGGCGGCGCGGGCAUGAUGUCCUCGCUCGACUCCCGGCCACAGGUCAAGCGACAAGAGUCAGCGCCCUCGGGCCUGAACGGCGCUGACAAUGUCACCCAGAUGUCACCAAGUGCCGCGCUCGCACGGGCGGCAGAGAAGGUGAACGGCUCCGCGGUCCAGCACGCCAACACGAUCUCCGCGGCUCAGACAAACAUGCGCCCUGGAGUCCCGCCCAUGUCCUCCGGCGCCCUCCAGCCAUCACGGCCUGCACCCGCCCGUCCGCUCCUCGCCGCCAACCGCGCCGCACCGUCCGCCCCGCAGGGCGGUGUCAGCAAGCCGCCGUUGCCGGACCACACCCCAUCGUCCGCAGAUCUGCGCAUGCGCGCGAAGGCGCAGGGCCCGCCGACGGAGACGCAGACGUCGAAGCCACCAGGGCUGAACGGCGAGACGCGGGACCGGGACCGGGACUUGGACGGACGGCCGAACAUGGCCGCGCCAGCGAAGUCCGCUCCCGCCACGAGCUUGCCGACAACGCAGUCCGCAGGUGGUGCAGCUGGUAGUACGGUCGGACCCCCGCCGGUGAAGCCGCUGCAGCCCAAGAAGCCGACGGCACCGACGAAGGACCGCGAGCGGGAGCGCGAGAGGGAGAGGGAGAGGGAACGUGAGCGUGAACGUGAACGUGAACGCGAGCGCGAACAGGAGGGCCCAACCGUAAAGGUCUUCGCGACGGAGGACGACCCCAAUGGCGGAGUGGCUGCGGCUGCGGCAGCGCUGGAGAAGCCGAAGGAGAAGGAGAAGCGGAUCAGCACCAUGAACGAGGCCCAGAUCAUGGAGAAGCUCCGGAGUGUCGUAAGUAAGGACGAUCCGAAGACUUUGUACAGCAAGAUCCGGAAGGUCGGCCAGGGCGCGUCCGGACAUGUGUACGUCGCGAAGACCCUUACUGCUGGGAAGAAGGUCGCCAUCAAGGAGAUGGACCUUUCGAACCAGCCGAGGAAGGAGCUCAUCGUGAACGAGAUUCUGGUGAUGAAGGAGUCGCAGCAUCCGAACAUCGUCAACUUCCUGGAAUCCUACCUUGUGAGAAACAAUGAGCUCUGGGUCGUCAUGGAGUAUAUGGAAGGAGGUGCUCUUACCGACAUCAUCGAGAACAAUACGUUAGAAGAGGACCAGAUCUCUAGCAUUUGCUUUGAGACCUGCAAAGGUCUUGGUCACCUCCACAGCCAACAUAUCAUCCACCGUGACAUCAAAUCCGAUAACGUGCUUUUGGAUGCUCAGGGCCAUGUCAAGAUCACCGACUUUGGUUUCUGCGCCAAGCUCACUGACCAGAAGUCGAAGCGUGCGACUAUGGUCGGUACUCCAUAUUGGAUGGCGCCUGAAGUCGUCAAGCAAAAGGAGUACGGUGCCAAGGUCGACAUCUGGUCGCUCGGCAUCAUGGCCAUUGAGAUGAUCGAGAAUGAGCCACCCUACCUUGACGAAGAGCCCCUGAAGGCACUGUACCUGAUUGCGACGAACGGGACACCCACCUUGAAGAAGCCAGAGACACUCAGCCGCGAGCUCAAGAGCUUCCUGAGUGUCUGCUUAUGUGUCGACGUGAAGAGCCGGGCAACCGCGGACGAGCUAUUAGAUCACGACUUCUUGAGGAAAGCCUGCGCGCUGUCGGGCCUCGCGCCCCUUUUGCGGUUCCGGAACAAGCAGGCGUCGUAAUGAGCUGCUCAUGAAUGUAGUUGUAUGCUGGACGCGUGUGCGCACCGAGAUCCGCGGUCUGUUCACUUAUUCGCCCGCCUAUCCUCCCAGUCUCGCUCGUUCUCCUCUUUCUUGUAUCCUGCCUAGUUCUCUCUCCACUAAGUAAUAUCUAUAUAUCUCGCGGCAUUGUUCCUCGACUUCCGACAGUCCCUCGGAAGAUCGUAUUGUACUCAUUUGUCUGCGAGACGCAUAUUUCGGUUUCUAUCGUACAUAGUACGUAUGCAUACAAUCGUCGGAUGUAC